Messenger RNA from Molossus molossus (Pallas's mastiff bat), 1286 nucleotides. RefSeq names its product POC1 centriolar protein A (gene POC1A). Gene Ontology annotation, biological process: cilium assembly. Gene Ontology annotation, cellular component: ciliary basal body; centriole. The coding region runs from base 20 to 1243 and encodes 407 amino acids. Gene Ontology annotation, molecular function: protein binding. The transcript is spliced from 11 exons. The record is from RefSeq and is a predicted model, not a curated record. NCBI's taxonomy places the organism in Eukaryota, Metazoa, Chordata, Mammalia, Chiroptera, Molossidae.
UGGCCGCCCCGGCCCUGCGAUGGCCGCGCCCUGUCCGGAGGACCCCUCGCUGGAGAGACAUUUUAAGGGCCACCGAGAUGCAGUUACCUGUGUAGACUUCAACCUCAACAUGAAGCAGCUGGCCAGCGGCUCCAUGGACUCAUGCCUCAUGGUCUGGCACAUGAAGCCCCAGGCACGUGCCUACCGCUUCUCGGGCCACAAGGAUGCCGUCACCGCUGUGAACUUCUCCCCUUCCGGACACCUGCUGGCCUCCGGCUCCCGCGACAAGACUGUUCGCCUCUGGGUACCCAAUGUCAAAGGUGAAUCAACCGUGUUUCGUGCCCACACGGCCACAGUGAGGAGCGUCCAUUUCUGCAGCGAUGGCCAGUCCCUCGUGACAGCCUCCGAUGACAAGACAGUCAAGGUGUGGUCGACCCAUCGCCAGAAAUUCCUGUUCUCCCUGAGCCAGCACAUUAACUGGGUCCGCUGUGCCAAGUUCUCCCCCGACGGGCGGCUCAUCGUGUCUGCCAGUGAUGACAAGACUGUCAAGCUGUGGGACAAGACCAGCCGGGAGUGUGUGCACUCGUACUGCGAGCACGGCGGCUUUGUCACCUGCGUGGACUUCCACCCCAGCGGCACGUGCAUCGCCGCCGCCGGCAUGGACAACACGGUGAAGCUGUGGGACGUGCGGACUCGCCGGCUCCUGCAGCAUUACCAGCUGCACAGCGCCGCGGUGAACGGUCUCUCCUUCCACCCAUCGGGGAGCUACCUGGUCACGGCCUCCAGUGACUCUACCCUGAAGAUCCUGGACCUCGUGGAGGGCCGGCUGCUCUACACGCUGCAUGGACACCAGGGUCCAGCCACCACUGUUGCCUUUUCGAGGACGGGGGAGUACUUUGCUUCCGGAGGCUCUGAUGAACAGGUGAUGGUUUGGAAGAGCAACUUUGACGUCGUAGAUUAUGGAGACGCCGUGAAAGUGCAGAGGCGCCCAGCCACGCCGGCUGCCUCCUCUGGGAAUCUGCCAGAAGUGGACUUCCCCGUCCCCCCGGGCCGAGGCAGGAGCCAGGAGUCGGUGCAGAGCCCCCUGCAGGAGCCUGCCAGCAUGCCGCAGACGCUGACCAGCACGCUGGAGCACAUCGUGGGCCAGCUGGACGUCCUCACGCAGACGGUCUCCGUGCUGGAGCAGCGGCUGACACUGACGGAGGACCGGCUGAAGCAGUGCCUGGAGCAUCAGCAGCUAGCGGCACAGGGGACGGCGCCGUGACCCGGAGCAUCAGCAGCUAGCGGCACAGGGGACGGCGCCGUGA